UUCCUAGCACUAGAUUAAACGUGCUCUGGAUCUCUGCUGUUGAUUAUGUUUGUCUGGCUGAUUCUUACUUUCACUUUGUAAACUAAUAUCCCGGAAGCCAAGGAGAAGUGGAUCUAGGCGGAAUGUAACAAGGUUUGUGCGGCUCUUAGGGAAGUGGUCUUCAGGAAUAGAGGAAGUAUGAGUACAGCAGCGAGCCUGAGUCUCAUGAAGUCUGGAGAUCUGAUCAAGAAAGAGCCUCUGGAUUAUGGAGGGUUUGGGGAAGUGUACCUGUGUUACCACAAAACCCUGGGCCAGGUGGUGCUGAAGACGGUCUACACCGGACCCCCGCGCAACGGGCGUCAGAAGCAGUCUCUGCUGGACGAAGGCAGUCUGAUGAGCAGGUUAAGUCAUCAGAGAGUGGUCAAGCUGCUGGGGGUUAUUCUGGAGGACGGAGACUAUUCUUUAGUCAUGGAGCUCAUUCCUAAAGGAAACCUGCUCACCAUGCUGGAGACGGUGCCUGUCCCAAUAUCUGUGAAAGGAAGGAUCAUUCUGGAGAUCUUGGAGGGAAUGGUUUAUCUCACGGGGAACCAAGUCAUCCACAAAGAUCUCAAACCAGAGAACAUCCUGGUGGACAAGGAUUUCCACAUCAAAAUCGCAGAUCUGGGUCUGGCCACGUCUCAGGUGUGGAGCAGGCUGACGAAAGAGGAGUCUCGCAGACAGAGUCGUCUGGGCAAGAAGUCGUGUGCGCGCGCCGCAGGGACGCUGUGCUACAUGGCUCCUGAGCACCUGAAGAGCAUCAACACACGCUCCAGCGAGAAAUCUGACAUCUACAGCUUCGCCAUCGUGGUGUGGGUCAUCCUGACCGGCCGCGAGCCCUACGAGAAUGCCAGGAGUGAAGAUCAGAUCUGUCACUGUGUGUGUCAGGGCGAGCGUCCCGACGAAGCGCUGAUCCCUCGAGAGACUCCUCAAGACAUCACAGAGCUCAUGAAGACGUGCUGGAAGGAAGACCCUCGUGACCGGCCCACGUUUAAAGAUAGCCAUGAAAAAUUUGUGAGUUUUUACCAGGAGAAGCUAGAAGCAAAUGUAAAAGCAGAUUUGGAAAGUCUGAUGAGAUCGUAUGAGGGCCCAGAGGAGAUGGUAGAAAAGCUGAAGUCCCUCACAACAGACUCACUCGCUCCUGAAGACCCUUCGCUGUGUUCCAGAGACUCUCCAGGGCCCUUGAGGAGCUCAGACAUCGGUCCGGUGGAGGCCAGCAUUGAAGACCUCAGCUUCAGGACCCCUGAAGAGUCUCUGCUGGAGAUGGACGCCGCGCCUCCCAGUUCUCCCAAUCUAGAGCUCAAACUGGCACAAGAGUACAACUACCACAAGUACGGCAGUCGUAUAGUGGAUCAGCCGGACGCCAGCGUUUAUAACCCGCUCCCGCAGCAGCCGGCCAGCAGCAGGUGGACCGGAGAGGCUUCUUCUGUCAAGUCUUGGACUAAACCCUCCACUCAUCCAAACCCAGAGGAAGAGCUCUAUCCCAGACCUGCGGGCUCUUUUGAGGGUUUGCACAGGCCAGAAUUAGCGAGUCAGCUCUCCGUGCCGUAUUCUGAGCGACUCCCUCAUCAUCCGCUGUACAAUCGAAUCAAGUCCUGUCCAGAUGGUGCAUCUCCUGCAGCCGAGUCUUUCAUGCUGGAUUCUCAGCCUGGCCUGCGUUUCUCGCCCGUCGUGUGUCCUCCAUCUGACUCAGGGUGGCCUGUGGCCAUCUCAAACGCCAGUGCGAUUCAAAUCGGGAGUUACAACACCAUGAAUUUGCGAGUCUCUGAUAACAGCCCCUUCAGCUCGUUGUCCACUGGAUCCAUCAGCAGAAGCAGAUAUAAUGAGAUUCUACUGAAGUACGAGGAGUAUACGGUCACUGAGAGCCACCUGGAGGUCGUGCGUCAGAACGUGGGGGGAAACUGGAAGCAGGUGGCUCGUAAACUGGGGCUGACAGAUAUAGACGUGGACACCAUCGAGCACGACUACGACCGAGACGGCUUGGCAGAGAAGGUGCACCAGACGCUGGAGCGCUGGAAGAUGAAGGAGGGCCUGCUGGGCAUCACCGUGGGUAAACUGUGCCGUGCGCUGGAGGGCUGCAUCAAGCCCAACGUCCUCCUGCAGCUGCUGCUGAAGUCUCAAGACGCCGCUGGAGGGCCUUGAAGCACCACCUUGUGCUUGUGUCAUAAUCCCAUCAGUAUCUUCUUCACUGGAGGGAAUCAGAUUGGGUAAAGGGGCAUUUAUACAACUCUAACAACCUUCAUCAAACAGGGAAACAUUACAAAGACAUACAGUAUUUCUGACUGUGUUCGUGGUGUUGGAUUCUGCGUCAUAAUGAUUACAAUUUUGUGAACUAUUCAUAGCACAAAAGUUAUCUUUUAUCGUAGUUUAUCGUAGAUUCUUAAAAAAGUGCCUUUUUCCUGAACCAGAUCAGUUGAAUCAGUCUUUAUAUUUCUUGUGAAUGUAAGAUGCUUAAUGGUUUUUUUAUGUUUAGAGAUUUCUUUCAGAUUAAAUACUGGUAUAUAGAUCCGUGACAGGAGUUUGCAUGUUCUCUAUAUGAGUAUGUCUCAGUGCUGGGUUGCAUCAGGAAAGGCAUCUGCCGUAAAUCCUGUGCCACAUCCGUGCGUGGAUAACUCUGCUGUGAAUCUAUGAUGAUGAGAAAGAUAUGAUAAUAACAAAUCAAGAGAAAAAACAACAAAGUAUAUGGUGUUGGGCCAUCAUGUGCCACCAAAACAGCUUCAAUGCACUUAGGCAUUGACUCUCAUUUCUUAAAAUUAAAGGUUCUUUAUUGGUAACGAUGGAUGGAUUUCAUGCAAUCUUUCCAUUGCACAAAAAGUGCUGUAUACUGAACAUAAGGUUCUUCAGAUGAUUA
This is a messenger RNA of Carassius carassius (crucian carp), 2866 nucleotides long. It is a transcript of the gene ripk1l, whose product is annotated as receptor (TNFRSF)-interacting serine-threonine kinase 1, like. The record is from RefSeq and is a predicted model, not a curated record. Gene Ontology annotation, molecular function: ATP binding; JUN kinase kinase kinase activity; protein binding. Bases 178 to 2157 code for a protein of 659 amino acids. The transcript is spliced from 11 exons. Gene Ontology annotation, biological process: protein phosphorylation; signal transduction. NCBI's taxonomy places the organism in Eukaryota, Metazoa, Chordata, Actinopteri, Cypriniformes, Cyprinidae.